AUGGUCAGAUAUCCACCGGGAGCAGGCAGUCAUGGUCAGAUAUCCACCGGGAGCAGGCAGUCAUGGUCAGAUAUCCACCGGGAGCAGGCAGUCAUGGUCAGAUAUCCACCGGGAGCAGGCAGUCAUGGUCAGAUAUCCACCGGGCAGGCAGUCAUGGUCAGAUCUCCACCGGGAGCAGGCAGUCAUGGUCAGAUAUCCACCGGGAGCAGGCAGUCAUGGUCAGAUAUCCACCGGGAGCAGGCAGUCAUGGUCAGAUAUCCACCGGGAGCAGGCAGUCAUGGUCAGAUAUCCACCGGGAGCAGGCAGUCAUGGUCAGAUAUCCACCGGGAGCAGGCAGUCAUGGUCAGAUAUCCACCGGGAGCAGGCAGUAAUGGUCAGAUAUCCACCAGACUAAAAUGCAACAAGGAGCUGAUGGAUAGUCAGGUGCUAACUCUGGACGCAGAGUUGGCUUAUUUUCUCCUGAACCGCUAUGAGAGUAUCACAGAAAAGGGCACCAGUUGGACAGUGGUCAGCCCCAUUGUCUUCACUUACAAGGUAACUGAGACCCAGAACUUGCUGGACCCAAGCAACGACACCCUCCUGCUGGGCCACAUCACUGACCCGCAGCAGCUGGAGGCCAUUAAACAAUCCAACAAGCCAAUCAAACGCUUUGUGGUGGUUGACCAAGAAGUCUACAAAAUCUACGGUCCCAAGCUAACUGAAUAUUUAGAGGCAAACAAUGUCCUAUACAAGAUUUUGGCUCUACCCACUACUGAGGAGAACAAAUCCAUGAAAAUGGCCUUGAAGAUCCUAGAGGAGGUCAACAACUUCUCCAUUGAUCGCCGCACAGAGCCCAUUAUUGCCAUCGGUGGAGGGGUGUGCCUGGACAUAGUGGGCCUGGCUGCCUCACUCUACAGAAGACGCACCCCUUACAUCAGGGUCCCAACAACACUGCUGUCCUACAUUGAUGCAAGCGUGGGAGCAAAGACGGGGGUUAACUUUGCAAACUGCAAGAACAAGCUGGGUGCCUACAUUCCACCCGCCGCUGCCUUCCUUGACCUUUCCUUCAUACAAACUGUUCCACGACGACACAUCUCCAACGGGCUAGCAGAGAUGUUAAAGAUGGCCUUGAUGAAACACAAAGGCCUCUUUGAGCUUCUUGAGACACACGGCCGUAUGCUGUUGGACACAAACUUCCAGGCUGAUAACAGUGUAUAUGGACGCAACUGCUUACAGGUUGCAUCACAAGCGACUCGUAUAGCCAUCGUUACCAUGCUGGAGGAGCUUUGCCCAAACCUUUGGGAGGAUGACCUAAACAGACUUGUGGACUUUGGUCACCUCAUCAGCCCAGCAUUAGAGAUGAAAGUUCUCCCAUCUCUGCUGCACGGUGAGGCAGUGAACAUCGAUAUGUCCUACAUGGUUUAUGUGUCCAAGGAGAGUGGUCUACUGACAGAAGAUGACAAGCAAAGGAUCAUCAGCUGCAUGGUGAACAUGGAGCUGCCUGUCUGGCAUGAGGCAUGUACCAUGGAGCUCAUACAGAAGUCUCUGCAGGAAAGGCUGAAGCAUUCGGGAGGCCUGGUCAGAAUGCCUCUGCCUGUUGGUCUCGGGCAAGCGGAAAUUUCUAAUGAUACAUCUUGUGAGAUCCUGCACAGAGCUUACUCAAAAUGGUGUGAUGAGCUGAACGUCUCCUCUGACAGCAACUGCGACUCUUAACCUGCCAAUCCCACAGCUGCAUCUGUUCAAUCUGUUUUUACGAGAACAUGUUUACAUUUUGUAGGGAGGUUUACUUCUGGUUUUGUACUCUAGUCAUUGCAAAAAAAAUGAAACUGCAGUUGAUAGCAUUUCACUCCUGUGUUUUCACCAUUACGGCAGCAAGGUCCAAAUAUAGGGUAACUGUAUUUGCAUGUGUUCUUACAGGCUGUUCUCACAAACCAUUCAUACAAAUAGCUACGUAAAGUAAUGCACACAGGAUUUCAAGCGGGAGAGCGAAGUAUGUCUUCCCGGAAGAAGUUAAGGAGAAAACAAGACUUUUUACUCAGGAAACCGAGGGUUUGAGUGUUCGUGUCCCGGGAGUACUACUUACAGGGGUGAUAGAAUGUUUAUAUAUGGUAUUUCACACUGUUCCUUAAUGUCUCCUAAUAGGGUAUGUAACAUUGGUUGGGCUGAAAAUGGCCCAGGUGCUAUUUUUUUUGGCCCUUAUGCAUCCCUGUGUAAUGGCUCUAUUUGGAAGGCAGCAAACCCGGCCAGCAGCCGCCGCCUGUCCCGGCAGAUUGUGGAGCUCGUAA
Perca flavescens (yellow perch) is the source of this 2264-nucleotide messenger RNA. RefSeq names its product 2-epi-5-epi-valiolone synthase (gene eevs). NCBI's taxonomy places the organism in Eukaryota, Metazoa, Chordata, Actinopteri, Perciformes, Percidae. The record is from RefSeq and is a predicted model, not a curated record. Gene Ontology annotation, biological process: antibiotic biosynthetic process. Gene Ontology annotation, molecular function: 3-dehydroquinate synthase activity. The coding region runs from base 1 to 1692 and encodes 563 amino acids. The transcript is spliced from 6 exons.